Molecule: messenger RNA, 2989 nt
Organism: Seriola aureovittata
Lineage: Eukaryota; Metazoa; Chordata; Actinopteri; Carangiformes; Carangidae
Product: endonuclease domain-containing 1 protein-like
Exons: 2
Coding region: 1088-1987 (299 amino acids)
Molecular function (GO): metal ion binding; hydrolase activity; nucleic acid binding
Source: RefSeq, a predicted model, not a curated record
AUUCAUUGAGGGGGAAACAGUGGCUGAGCGUCACAGUGGGAAACAACAGGGUUGGACCAAUGGAGAUGCACAUUGUGCUGUAAGACAGCACUUAUUGUAAAAAAUAUUGUUUCUAUACUUAGCACGAUCCAGCGCUCAUUGUGAACAUUUUGACAUGUCCCAGCAGGAAAGCCACAGGUGUAAAUCAUAAAGUUAACAAUGCUGCUGUUGUUCUUGCUGGCUCACUGUCACACUGCCUUCAUUAACCAGCUGAAUAAAACAGAGCUAUCAUCAGUGUCCAUAGUAGCACCUGUGCCCUUCAUACUGUAGCAGGUCAAAAUGUCAGCUAUAAAAAAAAAAAAAACUUUAUUUGUGAGAGUGUUAAUUUAUUUGUUUUAACAGUUACAGUGGACGGAGCCACCAGGAAGUUUUUCUAUUCUGGGUGUGCUUGAUCAACCAUUCUCUAAGCCAGCCUGAUAAAAGAUGUCAUAAUAUGCCUAUAAAAGGCUUUUGGCACAGAUGGGAGUUAGUGCAGUCAGCUGUAACCUCUGUUCAUCCAAAAUUAGCAAUAGGCUUGAAUUCAAGAUCUGAAACAUUAAACAUAUUAAAUGACUGCAUUGUCCUUAAAAUUUGGCUUUGAUCACAGUUGAGAUGUUGUUAAAGCCCCUAGAACACAAGUGUUCUCACUUCUUUUGGUUCAUUAGAUCACCUCUCAGGAUGGUGCAGACACUCUGACAUGGACUGAAUGGAACAGAAUCAUCAUUAAUGCUAUUUUUCAUGCCUGUGCACUUUUCUUCACUGACACUGUCACACUCCUGUUCUGUUUUUUUUUUUUAUAGCUUCUACAGUGGGACUACUUCAUGGCUUUUGGCAGCCUCACAUUCAAUUCCCAGCCGAACUAUAACCCUGAAAAGAGUUGGCUGUGCUGGUGACGGCUACUGCUGCUGGUUACUGGCUUUUCAAACAUGGUAAUGGUUUGGACACUUGUACAGGGAGAAAGAUAAGAAUUUGCAUAAUAUGCCUGAGAUGGUAUGAGGCUGACUCCACACAGCAGGACAGCUUUUCAGAGGGAUUAAAUGCACCGUGGGGACAUAGUGCACUUUUCGUCAUGAUUGCCCACAUAACAUAUCAAGGCCUGAUCUGCCUGGUUAUCGUUGUGAUGGCAGGAGCUGAGGUGCAGGAAAGCUUCUCUCCUGAGUGUAAACAGUUCCUGUACAUGGGCACACAGCCUCGAGGGCUCGAGGAGCAGCCGUUCAAGAAGAUUUGCCAGUUCUAUGAGGGAAAACCUCGAUUUGUGACUCUGUAUGACACCUUCAACCACAUCCCUGUUUAUUCUGCGUACAUUUUCAAGCGCUCAGACGGCUCCAAGAAAGUAGAUGUGCCUUGGAUGUAUGAGCCACAGCUGUCCACAGUGUCUGGCCCCAGAGACAUGCAGCAGUUCCCUUCUGAAAACAUUCAUAAGAGUUUUGAAGAUGCACAGGCCGUCCUCGACGACUACUCUAACACUGUCAUCUUCGAGCGUGGACAGCUGAAUCCAGACGAGCACCAGGCCCAUCCCGACGACAAGGCAGCCACCUACACUCUGACAAAUGUGGUCCCUCAGGUGCGAGAGUUCAACAUUGGUCCCUGGAAAACGCACGAGCACACCAUCCGCAGGCGGCUCAACAACUACUGCCGAGGCAGCGCCUAUGUGGUCACCGGGAUCACCACCUCGGGUCACACAAUCCGCCGCCAGAACAUCAACCGCCUGGGCAUCCCCACCUACUUCUGGUCGGCCUACUGUUGUAUUGAUUUUGACCACAAUGCACCGUACUCUGAGCGCUCCAAGUUGCCAACGUUUGCAGCUUACGGGCUCAACGACAGCGAGAAUAAUAGGGUUCAGGAGAUGACGGUGCAGCAGCUGGAGGACUUCCUGAAGAAGGUCACUUAUGUUGAAAGCUCUUUCCAGAUCUUCUAUGACAACUGUGUGCCUCCUAAUAGUGCCAACAGUGCCCUGCACCUGCCUUGAAAACAUGAGGAUGGUCCAUCAGAUUUAGUAUAGCUUCAUAUUUACAUCACUGUCAGUAGGAUGCAACAUUUAGCAGCUGAUUAAGAAUGAAUCAUUUCAUAAUAUCAUAUAAUAAUAUUCAUUUAAACUGAUCUAUUAAAUAAAAAGAGUGGUUCACAUAGCUUUGAUUUCUAUUAUACAAUUAAGUUUUGCAGGUAAUUGCUCUGUGGGUUUCAGAUUUAGGAAAUAAUUUCAUUUUGCUUGGGCCUGACAUGUUCUUCUCACCACUAGCACCCUGAUUUGCUUAAUAACUAGACUAAUCUUUACUUAUAUUACCCAUUACUUACUCUGUAGAUUUUGUUGAAAAAGAAAAAUACGCAGUAGAACAGGAUAAUCUCACUUACUGGCUUUUCAGAGAUGCAUUUCUACUGAAGAAGACCUGAAGAUGAUGUAGCUGAAAGCUCUGAAAAGCUACUAAGUGGAGCUUUGAGCUUAGGUUUUGUGACAUACAAAAUGUACGGUCCCCAAUGUUGGCAUAUGAAAUAAAAAUCUCAAGUAAUAUCUGAAACUUUACUAGUUCUCCAUAUAUUUUCCUUGGUUAUAAUUUCAAUUGUGUUGGAUUAGAUGGGAGAAGCUUAACAAGCUUUUGUUGUGCAUACGCUCACUAUGAUAAACCCACAGCAUACGGGGCUGUACUCUUCAUUCACUUUAUCUUAUCCUUUUCAUGACUGGGAACUACACCUGCCUGUGUAAGCCUUUUGUUCAGCACAGACAGAUUAGACCAAGAGUUUUACAUUUUCACAUCCAGCCUCUUAAGCUGCAGCAUUACUCUGCUCCUCUCUUUGUAAGACUCAAGACAAAUUCAGCAAAAACCGAGACAAUAUCCCCAUUUCAUUUAGGGAGUUUUUUCCCUAUAAAUGACAAGGCUAUUAACAUUAUGCAUAUUUUACUUAUUUGUUUUACUUCUAGAUGUGAUAAUGUGUUUCUUGAUCAGAAUAAAAAGCAGUAAUGAAGUGGGUUCUG